Astyanax mexicanus (Mexican tetra) is the source of this 4588-nucleotide messenger RNA. It is a transcript of the gene phc3a, whose product is annotated as polyhomeotic homolog 3 (Drosophila). Lineage: Eukaryota; Metazoa; Chordata; Actinopteri; Characiformes; Acestrorhamphidae. The record is from RefSeq and is a predicted model, not a curated record. Gene Ontology annotation, cellular component: nucleus; PRC1 complex. Gene Ontology annotation, molecular function: zinc ion binding; protein binding. The coding region runs from base 109 to 2655 and encodes 848 amino acids. The transcript has 16 exons.
GCGUGUCUGAGUACGGGUGCGCAGAGCGUGGCGUCUCGCCGAGGCGCGCGGGUAAUAUCGAACAGCAGACAGUGGCCUCAUUGACACUGCUGAGCUUGGUGGUCAGUCAUGGAGGAAGACAGUGGUGAAGUUGUGGCUUCAAACACCAGUGUCCAGACCACCACACUGUCCAGCAUGUCAACACCCUCUGCCCAGCACACACAACCUGGCCACACUGACCGGCACACUGUCCAGGUGAUCCAGCAGGCCGUACACAGGCCUGCAGGUGUGACUCAGUACCUGCAACAGAUGUAUGCAGCACAGCAGCAUCACAUAAUGCUGCAGACCCUCCAUCAACACCAUCAGCCCACUUGCCCUGCUGCCCACACCUCAGUGGGGUCUACUCAUCAGUCAAACAGCCAGCAGACCACCUCCUCUCCUUCAUCAGCCAAUGGGAGCAGUGCAGUCCCACUGCCCAGCUCUUCGCUCUCUCAACUCCAGUCCCCCACUGUCUCCGCCUCUACAGGGACGAUAUCCCAGCAGGCCGUUUUGCUGGGGAAUGGCUCGGCUCCUGGCAGUCAGGCUCAGAUGUACCUGCGCACUCAGAUGCUGAUUCUGGCUCCUGCUGCCACAGUAGCUGCUGAUCUGCCUGCUCUAUGCUCUGCCUCCUCUCAGCCCCUCUCCACACAGGUUCCGAGCUUGGCUCUGCGAACACAUCUUCCAGGAGCCCUCAGUGCUGCACAUGGCAUCCAGCUGAAGAGCACUCAGGGUCAGACUCUGGUCACCCCACUCCCAAGAAUGUCUAUAUGUCCCCUGAAAUCCACACAGCUCUCCCAGGCCCUGACUGAGACAUCCAGAACAGGGGCCUCUCCAGCUCUGGUGCGGCACCAGAUGAACUGCCCACCCAGCCCGAAGGGGGCAACUCCUCAGUUCAUCCUGCAGAGUGGCGUGGCUCAGAGGCAGGGGCAGCCGUUUGCUCUGCGGGUCACCUCACAGGACAGCAGUCACCCUUCACUAUCCCUGCUGUCCCAGACCACGCCAACCUCCACCGCUGUCCUAUCACAUCACUGCGAGGUUGUCUCAAGCCACACCCCUUGUGACCACCUGGCCAAUCAGAAGACAGAACAGCAGCAGUCUGUAGUGGCAUCUACUUCAAUGCUUCCGGCUCUACCGGACCCUCCUCCUCUUCAUCUUGCUCCAGUAGUGGACCCCCUGUGCCAUCCUCAGCCCCUGAGCUUCCCCCCACCUCCACCGCCCCUGACCUUGGCACCACCCCGGCUGUCUGCAGCCGCUCCUCCUCCACCCUCCGUACAGAGGCUGUCCUUACGCUCCGUCCAUGCACUGGCCGUGCAGUCUGACCACAUGCUGCUGUCAGAGGAUGAGCUGCCUGUGGCUGAGACUCUAGCUCAGCUGCCCUACCAGAACCUCCCACCUCCACAGACGGCAGCCGUGGACCUAAAGGUGCAGCCCAAUGCACACAUGGAUGCAGCCUUAGCCCAGUCACUGCAGGAGGAUCGUUUGGAUGUCCUGAGACAUGAGGUACAAAAAUGUCCCAACAGGAGCAGGACCCCCAGCCCCCCAGCACUGACCCCAACAGUAGAGAAGCACAACUCCUGCAGAGAUGUAACCCAGCACAACGCACAAACAGUUCCAUCAGAGCUGUCCUGUUUACAGUCCAGCAGAUCUGUUAUACAGUUAGCGGAAGGUGCAGCGCUCCAGCCUGCGGCAAGAAGCUCCAGCAGCAGCUCCCCCCCAGCCAGCCAGCAGCCCCAACAGGCCAGCAAUAGACCACACAUCCUCACACACCUCAUAGAGGGCUUCGUCUUCACAGAGGGGCUGGAGCCGUUCCCGGCCUCUCUGAAGAAGAGCCAACAGGCCCAGCUGCCCAAGACUCAAGAACUGCCAGAGAACAGAGAACCAGCACAGAGUGACCUUCUCCUGGACACAGAGCAGCCGGAAAACUCCUCAGACUCAAACAUGGACAACACAGCUGCUGAGGAUGAGAGGUCAGAGAUGAGUCCGUUAAACCUUCUGCAGUGUGAGUUCUGUGGGAAGAAGAGCUACACACACACUUUCCAUCGAUCCAAACGCUUUUGCUCCAUGACCUGCAUCAGAAGUUUUAACGUCAGCUCUACUGACCCUGCGGCCGUGCUGAGGGCCCACAGAGUGAACCACUGGUCCAGCAGGCCGAUAGGCCGCAGGGGGAGACCACCAGGCCGCAUGAACCGCACCCAACGAGAACACUUCUACAGACAGGUGACCGAGAGGAACAAUCUUCACUCCUACAGAGUGAUCACACCACAGGUGUCCGUCUCCUCACCCCGGGUAGGAGAGAAGAAGUGCGAGGACGCUCCAAGCCCCAGGACUACCAGGCUGCAUGGGCAGGUGGAGAGAUAUGGAGAAAGAGAGCAGGAGGAGAGAGAGAGGGAGGACUGCAGCAGCAGCUCUACAGGCCUGCUGGACUGUUCUCCUGCACUGUGGAGUGUGGAGCAGGUCUGCUCAUACAUCUCCUCGUUACCAGGAUGCCAGGACAUGGUGGCAGAGUUCCGCUCACAGGAGAUCGAUGGCCAGGCCCUGCUGCUUCUGACCGAGGAGCACCUGAUGAGUGCCAUGAACAUUAAAUUGGGGCCAGCACUAAAAAUCUGUUCUCAGAUUAACUCCCUCAAACGGCAUUAGAUCUAAGCCUAAGGUUUAUCUGAUCUACAAGUGUGAGCUUUGAAGUGAUCAGAGAGACCAGCUGUUUCUACAGCUGAAGUUUAGCUUCUUUACACUUGCAAUGGAGCUACUAGACUAAUGUAGCUAAGAAGUAAUAAAAGUUAAUGUUAGCAGUUUGCAUAGAAUAUCACACACUCUUCUCAAACUGUUUGAAUGUGUUAAGUAAUCUCUAAUAGAGUUGCUUAUGUGUUUCUGAACCUGUAUGACUGUUAUUGAGAAUAUGGGCACUGGUACUACUUGGUACAACAUGGACAAAAAUAUUGGAACACCAUGCAUUGUUUUUUAAGGGUAUUAGGAAAUUUAAGGGUAUUAAAAAGAGUUCAUCCUGCCUUUACUGCCCAGGAAGGUUCCUACUAGAUUUUGGAGCAUUGCUGUGAGGAUUUGAUUACAUUAAGAGACUAGAGCCUUGAUGAGGUCAGGGUGUAUGCUGAUCACUACCCACCUCAUCCCUAACUCCUGAACUUAUUGCAAAAUAGUGGAUGUCUAUGCCACUCUGGUCCACGCCUGACAUGAGGCAUGGCUCAAAUAAUGACAAAAGCUUUAAAAAAAAAAGCUGUGUGCAUUUGUCUCAGCAGAGGAUGCAACUUAAAAGUAGCAGAAUGCUCUAAUAACAAGAGGUGUCCACAAACAUUUAGACAUAUAGCAUAAUUUAGUCCAUUUACUAGAUUGUUUUUUAGAUCACUGAACACCACUACACAACACUUAAAUAGAGUGUGUGAUGAUUAAGACAUGUAAUUAGCUUGCAACAUGCUAUCUGGUGUACAUAAACUUCCAUUGCUAGCUUUUUUUAGGCUUUUAGCUCCAGUGUGAAUCUAAAGAAGCACUUAAGAUGACUAAAGUCGUUGUUAAUUUAAGCAUAAGAUGUUAUGUAAAUGUGAAAGAGAAUGACCUCUACUGAUGAUGAUUAUUGCCAUCAUAGAUUAGCAGUUUAUGCAGUUUACCCCUUUGGUUAUAGACAGAAUUAACAAGGUAAGAACAAGGUUCUCUGGUGUACUCAAUAUAUGUCCACAUGUUUUUGGACACCCCUUCUAAUGAAUGCAUUCAGCGAUUUUAUAUUGCACCCACUACUGACAGAGAUGUGCAAAUUUAUGCACGCAAAGCUUGUAUAGUCCUUGUUGAGAAGUACUCUUCGCAGCAUAUAAAGAUGAACCAAUAUUGGCACCUAAUGCUUUGAGCUGUGAAGCAGUAAAACAGUGUCCAGUACUUUUAUGAUGUGUUUGGAGUGGUGAUCAUCCAACACUCUGAUUCCACUUAUGCUUUUAUAGCUAAAUGUAAUCAAAUACCCAAAGCAAUGCUCCAAGUCUAGUAGAUAGGAUAUUGGACAGCAGACAAAGUUUCUCCAACAAAAGCAGGAUAAACUAUUUUUAAUACCCUUUCAGAAGAAAGAAACAAAGAAUUAGCAGAUGGUCCAACACUUUUGCCCAUGUAGUGUAUUUGAGUUAAUGUUUUGCUUACCUACAAAACAGACUUGUUAGAUGAGGCUGCGUUGUUUAUUACAGAGUUGUUAUAUACAGAGACAGUUAUAGAAUUUAUGUUUUAAAGGCAACGUUAGCAGCAGUGCUUCAUCUUCUGUAAGUUCUCUAGUUCACAAAUAAUUAUGAUAAUAAAUAAUUCAUUUUUGCUCUGCAUGUGUCUGCUUUUAAAUGAUGCAGGAAGGUUUUAGGGAACAUUUCUAUUAGUUUAAAUUUAGAGAGGACUGCAAAUAGUCCUUACUGUCAGACAAACAUCUAUAUCUGAAAACAGUAGCUUUGCAGGAAAAGGAAAAAAAAAACUUUCAUUGGAAUCAAUGUAAUUUUUCAAAGUCAUUUUGGAGCAUUUCUGUCCAGUAGUCAAGUAUAGCAGCACAGAAAACGAUUCGGUUCACACCUCGGUAUAAAACCCACGGUUCGGUACG